This is a messenger RNA of Symbiodinium necroappetens, 1257 nucleotides long. NCBI's taxonomy places the organism in Eukaryota, Dinophyceae, Suessiales, Symbiodiniaceae. The record is from the annotation of a GenBank genome assembly.
AUGGCAGACCUGCUCAUCAAGACCGGGCUGAUCGAUUUGGGCACCAGGAAGAAGAUCGGAACCACCAGGGAGGUUUGUAAGAUGUUCUAUGCACUUAUGGGAGCCCACAAACUGGAGAGUGACGUCUUCUCGGUCCUGCGGCUGUGGGAGUGGUUCAUCGCCCUAUCCAACGAGGACCUGGGCAGCACUGACAAGUAUAAGGGACUGGAGGAGACCGCCCGUGAUUACGUCGCUGCUUGCCCACGAUAUCUGGGCCGCACUCCAAGCUACAUCGAGUUCGGAGAGAUGGACCCUGACCAGUGCGACAAGGAUGUCCCUGGGCCCUACCUUCGCGUGCGCUUCGAGGAGUCGGAUGAUGGCAUCUACCGUUGGAGACAGAACAUCGCAGAGGAGAAGAGGCCCGAGAUCAGUGACGCUUGGAGGCCCUUACCCUACGACUACCUGUCUGGCACCUUCUGCAGCCCGUCGAUGAAAAUCCCGGGGCCCGCUGCAGACAGAGUCCGUCCUUUGCCGAACAAGCUCUGCGCGUGGCUCAGGGGUCGCAGUGUCCCGAAAUUGGUGAGCAUCAAGCACUCCAUUGAGCAGACACCGCCAUACGACUUCCUUCGCGAAGAGGAGCAGGAGGAGACGGACGAGAAGGGUUCGGUCGUGAUGGUCACGUACCUGUAUGUAUGGUACAAAACCUUGCAGGGCAAGGUCUACUAUCGGCGAUUAACCAAAGGAGGAGGCCUUGGAGAGGAAUAUGACGGGGGGAAGAAGUACAUCCUCAGCUACUCCGAGUCCAAGAAGACCUUGGUGUCGGGAGUGGUGGCCGGCUGGGCGUGUCCUCGCAAGGUUGUCACCUGGCUGUUGGAGAACCGGAGCCUAUCGAAUCUUAUCCCCGGCCGGCGGAGGGGUCGCAACAAGGGCAACGACUGGAAUUCACCACUCUGGAGGAUGGAGCAGCAGAGUUCUACCAACAAAAAUGAGACGAUCAGCGUGAAGGCCAUGCCAAUUAAGGCUUCAGGCGGGGGGCUUCAUCUACCCAUACAGCACCGACGACCGCAGAACCUGGCGGCCGCUUUCCUACGCGGAAGAACGCAAGAAGUGGGUGCGGCCUCGAGCACCAAUCUGGAGUCUGAUGAAGAUGGGAUUCCCUGCGAGGCAAUCAUGGCCAUCACACCCUCUGAGGAGUCCAGUGCCGGCAUGGCGAGCAGCCUCAAGACGCCAACCUCCGUGAAGCUUCUGUUCCCGAGUGCUACCGGACAAGUUCCGUGA